Messenger RNA from Cyphellophora europaea CBS 101466, 1116 nucleotides. RefSeq lists its product as uncharacterized. The record is from RefSeq and is a predicted model, not a curated record. The transcript has 4 exons. Bases 1 to 1116 code for a protein of 371 amino acids. Lineage: Eukaryota; Fungi; Ascomycota; Eurotiomycetes; Chaetothyriales; Cyphellophoraceae. Gene Ontology annotation, molecular function: oxidoreductase activity, acting on the CH-OH group of donors, NAD or NADP as acceptor.
AUGACACACCAGCACUCCAGUGUGUCUGCUGCAGGACUUUUGAAGAAAGUCAUCGCGCUGCCUUUCAGCGUAGCAGGCUAUUUGGCGUUCGAGCCGGUUACGACCGGAUUGCUCCUAUACGGCUUGACCAAGGCCCCAAGCCAGAUUCGCGAUCAGCUGCUCAGGCCGUUACAGGGAUCUGGUCUGCCACUGGAUCGUCUUGUUACACCACUCAAGUAUCUCUUUGCUAUUGGCAUUGCUCGCAGAAUACACCAUGUGCUGGACCGCCUUGCGCUCAACUACUGGCAUAUAAAACGUCAUGGCGAGCCCUGGAGAUUCGGCGACGAGAAGCUGAGCGAGCUGAUCCUCAUCACGGGGGGAUGCUCAGGCUUUGGUGCUCUCAUGACCAAGGGCUUUGCUGGCAAGGCGCGCGUGGUUGUCGUUGACGUAUCUGAGCUGCCAGAAGAUCUGGCCAAGCUUCCAGGAGUGUAUUAUUACAAAUGUAACAUUACCGAUGCCUCUGAAGUUGCAUCUGUAGCUGCAACCAUUCGUCAGAAUCACGGCAAUCCCAGUGUACUCAUCAACAAUGCUGGUCUUGGGAUCGGUGCUACUGUCUUGGAAUCUUCUGUACAACGAGUGGAGAAGAUCUUCGCAACCAAUCUAGUCUCCCACUUCGUUUUGAUCAAAGAGUUCCUCCCCGCCAUGCUCGAGGCAAGAAAAGGGCAUAUCGUUACUAUGGGCUCUAUAGCUAGCUUCCUUUCUAUGCCUGGCAUUGUUCAUUACUGCUGCACCAAGACAGCUGUCAACUACCUCAAUGACGGUCUUCGAUCUGAGCUGUUGACGCGGUACAGGAACGGGCACACAAUCUGCAUGACCAGUGUUCACCCAACCUUCCACGACACGCCUAUGAUCAAGAGUUUCCGCAGCGGAUCAAACAGGAGUGGCUUCGCCAUCUAUCCUGCAGAGGGUACGACGAACAGAGUAGUUGAGCAUGUCCUUCAAGGAAAGAGCGGUAAAUUAUACAUCCCCGAAUCAUACUAUUGGGUAUCUUUUCUCAAGAUGCUGCCGACGUGGUUCACGGACGUGCUUACCGGCCAUCUAAAGCAGAGUUUGACUGGGGAGAGGAGGGAUAGUUGA